This is a messenger RNA of Osmerus eperlanus (European smelt), 2044 nucleotides long. It is a transcript of the gene npffr1l2, whose product is annotated as neuropeptide FF receptor 1 like 2. Gene Ontology annotation, biological process: cellular response to hormone stimulus; G protein-coupled receptor signaling pathway. The transcript is spliced from 4 exons. NCBI's taxonomy places the organism in Eukaryota, Metazoa, Chordata, Actinopteri, Osmeriformes, Osmeridae. Gene Ontology annotation, cellular component: plasma membrane. Gene Ontology annotation, molecular function: peptide binding; neuropeptide receptor activity. The record is from RefSeq and is a predicted model, not a curated record. Bases 323 to 1795 code for a protein of 490 amino acids.
AAUGAAUGUGAGAAAAAAUCAAGACUCAAAGCACCCCCUUGAGCGCGUGUGACUGACGCGCUUGCACCUCUCCUGAAAUGGCAAGGCAAGGUAUGAAACGCAAGAUGUGAGAUGUCUCCCUCUACGAACCGUCUGGCUAUGAUCGAGUUAGUGGAAAUUGAUCUUCAAUGAGGAACUAGUUCAUUUACACAUCUCUCGGUCUGAUAAAAAACAGAAAGCUGUUGCUGUUUUCAAGUGUCCUACAGGUACUGAACAGGUAAUUGGAGAAAAAUUAGCUCGGUAUCAUUCAGAGUACAGGGACUGCUGUCUGAGAGAGCUGUACAUGAGGGGAGGAAUGGAGGUGUGGAACAGCGAAGAAGAAGGAGGAAUGGAGGUAGAGGCCUCAGCAGACAGCCCACCCUGGUCCAACAACUCCAGACACCUCGUCCACAGCUCCAACGUCACGGCCAACCUCACCUACUUCCCUUACUACCAGCACUCCCUUACAGUUGCUGCCAGUUUCAUCCUGGCCUACCUGUUCAUCUUCCUGCUGUGCAUGGUGGGGAACGUGCUGGUGUGUAUAAUCGUGCUGGGGAACCGGCGCAUGCGGACCGUCACCAACCUGUUUAUCCUCAACUUGGCCAUCAGCGAUCUUCUGGUGGGAAUCUUUUGUAUCCCCACCACACUGGUGGACAACCUCAUCACAGGCUGGCCAUUUACCAACACUGUGUGCAAAAUGAGCGGCCUAGUGCAGGGGAUGUCUGUGGCGGCCUCAGUCUUCACCUUGGUAGCCAUAGCUGUCGACAGGUUCCGUUGUAUAGUGUACCCUUUCCAGCCCAAACUCAGCCUUUUCGUGGCCAAGGGGACCAUAGUGAUGAUUUGGGUCUUGGCUGUGGUGAUUAUGUGUCCUUCAGCGGCCGCGCUGACAGUGGAGGAAGUACCUUAUCACUACAUGGUUUCCAACCGUGAAUUCAACGUCACCUACCCCCUGUACACCUGUUACGAAAACUUCGCCAACCCCAAGAUGCGGAAAAUCUACACCACCGUGCUUUUCGCUCAUAUCUACCUGGUGCCUCUCACCCUCAUCACCCUGAUGUAUGGGCGGAUCGGGGUGAAGCUCUACACCUCGGUGGUGUCCAACAGGGAGCCCCAGGACACAGCUGUCCAGGGGCCCUCUGGCAGGCAUGAGGGCAGGCCCCUGAUCUCCCAGAAGAAAAUCAAGGUGAUCAAGAUGCUAAUCGUGGUGGCCGUGCUCUUCAUGGUGUCCUGGCUGCCUCUGUGGACCCUCAUGCUCAUGACCGACUACUCUGGUCUGGACGGGGACCAGCUGGAGCUGCUGACGGGCUACAUGUUUCCCUUUGCCCAUUGGCUGGCCUUCUCCAACUCCAGCGUCAACCCCAUCAUAUAUGGCUACUACAACGAGAACUUCAAGAGGGGCUUCCAGGCCGUCUGCCAGCCCAACCCUUGCUGUUGCCCGGGGGACUGGGAGCUGGGAUGCAGGAGAGCCGGGGAGGGCCAGACGGGGGCUGGGGGCAUUGGGGGGGGUGCCCUCAGAGAUGGUACCACCAACGCCAACCCCUUGGUGUUUGGAGCCAGGAAUAACGUUUACACGGACGGAAAUCCAACGGAUACGGUCCGUCUGGAGCUGGAUCUGAAGAGGAACUCGAGGGUGGGCUGUAUCGUCCAUAUGGAGGGCAGCGGCUCGGAGGGCAGCUCCGGCGUGGGCAGCGGGGGUCACAAGAGAGGGUUUGGCCUGGAGGAGGCAGAAAGGAUCAGCCCGCCUGGAGUAGCAGUCUGCCAGGCCUGGGAUCAUUAGAGAGGAAUGGACAGUCAUUUUACACUAGCCACAGUAUGCUGGAAGGGCUUUGAAAGUCACUUGUCAGAGCAUCAUGUUUGUUAUAUCUAGGGCUGCUAAAGUUACAAACGUGUUCAUGUGUUUCAAUUUAAUAUCGCAGAUUCUCUCGUUUUCCCCUUUUAAUGUACCUAAACCAGAGUACAUCUGCCUGCUUUCUGCACGGAUGCAUGAGGUAUAAACUUGAAGGCACCAAGGAAUCCAAACGUACAA